Molecule: messenger RNA, 264 nt
Organism: Cooperia oncophora
Lineage: Eukaryota; Metazoa; Nematoda; Chromadorea; Rhabditida; Trichostrongylidae
Source: the annotation of a GenBank genome assembly
AUGGCAUUGAAAGAACCUGUGUACGGCAAGAAUGUCAUCCUGAAGAGUUAUCUCACUCGCGAGCAGUGGCAAUUGUAUCAUGAACAGAUAACCACCAAUACUUCACUUGGUCAUGGAGCAUUCGGCGAAGUGUUCAAAGGAACGCUCACUCUUGGGCUCUUCACGAAACCGGUAGAAGUGGCAGUCAAGACUUUGAAGAACGGCACUUUAAAUAGUGAUGACAGGUGCGUUCUUACAUUUCUUUUCCACUGCAUAUAUGAUUGA